This is a messenger RNA of Perca fluviatilis (European perch), 677 nucleotides long. RefSeq lists its product as uncharacterized. The record is from RefSeq and is a predicted model, not a curated record. NCBI's taxonomy places the organism in Eukaryota, Metazoa, Chordata, Actinopteri, Perciformes, Percidae. The coding region runs from base 45 to 677 and encodes 210 amino acids. The transcript is spliced from 3 exons.
CUGGGUCCAUUUUCUAUCGGUCUCACUCCAGCCUUUUUACAUGGAUGAAAUACAUACACAGAUUUUCACAAGGUUUGUGUAUGCGGCAAGUGGACAUGUUGCAAGAUGGGAUUUCUAAGAGUAGCGCUACACUCUCAAGGAUGGCAAAGAAACUUCGGCACAUCUGUCUUAAAAGCAUGAGAAAGCAUCGGAAGCAAAAAGGGCAGAGAAUAGGUGGAGUUGAUGUCCUUAUCCACAUUGAUGAAAGCAAAUUCUGUCAUAAAAGAAAGUAUGCCAGAGGACGUUUUGGUAACACAUGGAGGAGAAAGACGUGGGUAUUUGGGAUGUUGGAGAUACGGGGCAACUCCAGACGACCCGUCCUUCGUCUAGUGAAGAGGAGGAACAAGGCUACCUUGGUUCCUAUUAUCAAGAAGCACAUAAAACCUCAGAGUACGGUAGUAAGUGAUGAGUGGAGAGCAUAUUCAAGUCUUUCACAGGAAGGCUACAGACACGUGAAGGUCAACCACAGUCAAAAUUACGUAGACCCCAGCUACAGGUCUACACACAGAACAGGUAUUGAGGGGCAUGGCAGCACAAGAAGGAGAGGUAUGGCGGUUGCGUGGAAACCGAACAGAAAAGUCUCUGAAAAGGCAGCUCUGCUUCACAGAAUGGACCUACUGGUUGGGCAAAAGACAUAA